Molecule: messenger RNA, 141 nt
Organism: Vairimorpha ceranae
Lineage: Eukaryota; Fungi; Microsporidia; Nosematidae
Exons: 1
Coding region: 1-141 (46 amino acids)
Source: RefSeq, a predicted model, not a curated record
AUGAGAAGAAAUAAUUUUUUCGAAAACAAAAAGUUUAAUCUUGAUGGUUUAGAUGGUUAUAACUAUUGUUGGGUAGUUAUUAAAACAAAAGAAGUUGUGUAUUCUCGUGGUGCCACGGGAGGAUCUUUAGUCAUGGUUUGA